Molecule: messenger RNA, 1740 nt
Organism: Aspergillus wentii DTO 134E9
Lineage: Eukaryota; Fungi; Ascomycota; Eurotiomycetes; Eurotiales; Aspergillaceae
Exons: 6
Coding region: 1-1740 (579 amino acids)
Molecular function (GO): FAD binding
Source: RefSeq, a predicted model, not a curated record
AUGGCGGACUCAAACAAAACCAUCACCCAUCAAGUCACAGUCCUGGUCGUCGGAGGCGGUCCGGUAGGACUGAUAACUGCAUGGGGACUGGCGCGCAGAGGCGUACAUUGUAUGCUGGCUGAGCGCAACAUGACUACAACAAAAGCACCGAAAAUGGAUAUCACAAACUGCCGGUCGAUGGAAUUGUUGAGAUCCAUGGGUCUUGCUGAUGAUCUGCGCAAGCAAGGUGUCAGCCAGGAUAUCUCCUUUGAUGUCCUCUUUUCUUCAGGGCUUGGAGAGAAGGGAGAGAAGAUUGCACGAUGGAAUCUUCCAUCUCCAAACAUAUGGCGUGAGAUGAUCAAGGGGAAAAACGAUGGGACGAUGCCACGCGAGCCAUAUCAACGAUGCUCACAGGCUGUUUUCGAAGCAUGGCUCAAACCCUUCAUUGAUGCCCAUCCGUCUGUUGAGUCCCAUUUUGGAUUGAAAUUCGAGUCUCUCGAAGAAGACGACGAGGGAGUGACCAGCCAUUUGGUCGAUGUUACCACCGGUCAGAUACAUGUCGUCAAAAGUACAUAUGUGGUUGGUUGCGACGGUGCUGGAAGUCGUGUGAGGAGAAGUAUAGGAAUUGAUCUGACUGGAGGACCAGUUCCCAACAAAAUGUAUCUCGUCCAUUUCAAAUCACGAGAUCUGACGAGAUUACACCGUCAAGGUCAAUUCUGGCAUAUAUUCUUCGCCACCGGGGCUAUUCUGAUCAGUCAGAAUGAGGUCGAUGCCUGGACAGCUCAUCUUCCCAUGCCGCUGGAGGAGAAUACUGAGAGCAUCAACCCAUAUGAAAUUGUCUCCCAAGUCCUAGGGGGUAUCGAGGGUCAAUUCAAUAUUAAUAUUGAUGAGAUCUUGCUGCAUAACACAUGGAGACCGACUCUUGCCGUUGCCAAUUCUUAUAGAACGGAAAAGGGAAGGGUUUUCCUUGCCGGUGAUUCUGCUCACCAAAAUGUUCCUAUUGGUGGAUAUGGAAUGAAUACAGGCCUUGGAGAUGCAUUCGACAUUGCAUGGAAGCUUUCUGCCGUUCUGAAUGGGUACGGAGGGGAGGAUUUGCUUGCCUCAUAUGAGAUAGAGCGACGACCUGUGGGCCUUCGCAACGUCGAGCGCUCCCGUGUCCAUGCAUCUGUUCACGAAGGGUGGGCAAGGAUAGCGGCUGAACGAGGUCAAGAUGUCCUUCUGUCCGAUACCGAUGAAAGUCGGAAGGUAAAGCAGGACAUUGCAAAUUUCGUCAACACUAAUGAUGGCGAGAACAAAGAUCACGGAAUUGAAAUGGGAUAUUCCUUUCCCGAUUCACCGGUCGUUGUGACGGAGGUCAGGACGGCGCAAGAGAAAGAACCAGAAUGGUCUCCUCGACACUAUAUGCCGUCUACGAAGCCAGGCAGCCGUGCACCCCAUGUCUAUCUCCAAGAUGGGAAGACGAGUAUUCUGGAUCUGUAUGGCAUGGACUAUACGGUGGUUGACUUUACCUUGGAUGGUGAGAUAUCAAAGGUGUUUGAGGACACAGCCCAGAAACUCAGUGUCCCUAUCCAGCGAGUCCAUCUACCAGAUGAACCACAUGUUGCAUCUAUCUGGCAGAAGAGUGUUGUCCUUGUGCGGCCAGAUGGCUUUGUCGCUUGGCGGAGUGAUGAUAGGCCUGGUCAAGUAUCAGUCACCGCACAAUUGGCCGAGGAUAUCAUCUCGAGGACUGUUGGAAGACACAAUGUCAGAUGUCGACAAUAA